Messenger RNA from Colletotrichum chrysophilum, 654 nucleotides. RefSeq lists its product as uncharacterized. The transcript has 2 exons. The record is from RefSeq and is a predicted model, not a curated record. The coding region runs from base 1 to 654 and encodes 217 amino acids. Lineage: Eukaryota; Fungi; Ascomycota; Sordariomycetes; Glomerellales; Glomerellaceae.
AUGGUCAAGCGGUAUCCAGUGACCAUCCCGGCUUCAGUGCGAGUCGGCGCGUUUCAAAGGUCGUGUCAAGCGGCAAUUCUCCUUGGCUACGCUUGCCAUUGGGAGGUGGCCAGCGCCGAGCAGGAAGAGCCUCCAAGCGUGUACUCAUUUGUGCAAUUGGAGACAGCCACACGCAACCUCUGCGAAGCUCUCAUCACGCGAUCCGAGACAUGGGGCGAGAACCUCAACACUUACGCCCUUUGCGCAAGUAGUCUCUUCUGCCUUCUCUUUUACUCCUUCAUGUAUUCGGCCAACCAUCCGGACGCGCCGGCGCGCGACCCCGAGACAGACAUGGAAAUGAAGAAAGCCGUCGCUGGCAUCAAUUUCACCAUUGGCCUGGUCAUCGAUGGCUCGAGAGGCAUUUUCAACGCGUACACCAACCAGGAUGAGGUCUUGGAGCAUUGUGCGCCGGUGUGGCCUUAUGCACAGUACCAUACGAUGCAACUUCUGUUCCAUUACGAAGCCUUGCUGGACGAUGGGCCAGGCCAACUAGCAGAAGUCAGGCAGAGUGUGGAGAACACGGCAAGGAGAUGGGGCUGUUGCCGCUGGCUGCUGGAGGAGUUUGAUAGAGUCCAGGCUGCUAGAAGCGGCGGAGCCACGAUGUGCAGAAAGUGA